AUGGAACGCAUGAAGAGCAGCAUCACGGGCGACGCGCACUUUUUCGAAGAGAGCAUGAAUCUGGACCGCAUUCGGAAGCUGCUGGACAACAAACUGGGCGUCGCGGGCCACAGCGAGAAGCUCGAGGCAAUGAAAGCGCUGCUCGCGAGCAUCUCGAAGGGCGAAGACGUCUCAAGCCUCUUUGCUGACGUGGUGAAGAACGUCAUUGUCGCCAGCGUCGAAGUGAAAAAACUCGUCUACAUGUACUUGGUGCACUAUGCCGACGCGACGCUGCAGUGUCGGGAGUUGGCGCUCCUGAGCAUCAACAGCUUCCAAAAAGAUUUGGCAGACCCGAACCAGCUCAUUCGAGCGUUGGCGCUCCGCGUGAUGACGAGCAUCCGCGUCCGAGAGAUUCUUCAGAUCCAACUUAUUGCGAUCCGCAAGUGUGCGGCCGAUGAAUCGGCUUAUGUGCGAAAAUGUGCGACCAACGCGAUUAGCAAAGUGUUUGUCGUGGACCCCGAGCAGAAGGACGUGCUGGCGGAGAUCAUUGGCACGCUCCUGCAUGACUCGAGUACGAUGGUCCUGGGCAGUGCCGUGCAAGCGCUGAGUGAAGUGUGUCCGGAUCGACUGGAUCUGCUGCACGGACCGUUUCGGAAAUUAUGCCACUUGUUAGCAGACAUUGAUGAGUGGGGACAGACGGUCACGUUGAGUGUACUGACUCGAUACUGUCGCGAGCAGUUUCAGGUCGUGGACGACAAGAAGCAACGAAAUGGUGACGUCAAAGUAGCGCCGACUACAUCAGGUCAUCAUAACGGCUUUUAUUCUGACGAUGAUGGUGACAGUGGAGACUCCGAUGACGCAAACGGGAAGAAAAAAACUUGUCGAGGAUCCGACCGUUCGUUCCUGAACAAGUCGCCAUUCAUGCUUGGACUAGGAGGCGCAAGAGGAAAACCAGUUGCGUCUGUCGGCUCAGUGUUCCGCCAAGACGCGCUUGGGAGCGGCAUUGGAGCUGGCGAGGAGCUGGAUGAAGACCACCGGUUGUUGCUCCGCUCGUCGAUUCCGCUGCUCAAGUCCCGGAACAGUGCAGUGGUGCUGGCUGUUGCAACGCUGCACUACUAUUGCGGCACGCACAGCAUGGCAUCGUCUACGCUCAUUGGCAAGUCGCUCGUGCGCAUCAUGCGCAAUCAGCGUGAGAUCCAGUACGUCGUGCUAUCGGUCAUUUCGUCGAUGGCAACGACGCAUCCAGACAUGUUCCGCCCAUUUUUGCAAGAAUUCUUCGUACGCGCUACGGAUCCAGCUUAUGCGAGAAAGCUUAAGCUGGAGAUUUUGACUUCGCUUGUCACGAACGAAAACGUGAGCAUCAUACUGCGGGAAUUUCAGGCAUAUGUUCGCCAUGUGGACAAAUCCUUUGUGACCAUGACAGUUCGUGCUCUUGGACGCGUGGCAGACGCCAUGCCAUCGGUCGCUGAGCGCUGUUUGAGUGGACUGAUGCGCCUCGUUCGCUCGUCAAACGAGCAAGUUGUUGCCGAGAGCGUGGUGGUCAUUCGUCACUUGCUCCAGCAGCAAGCGAUCGAGAAGGAUCGCCUUCGGGUCGUGCGGUCGUUAGCUGCAAUGAUGGUUACUGGUCGCGUGACUAGUCCAUCGGCACGUGCAUCGAUCGUCUGGAUGCUUGGUGAGUUUAAUGUCGAUGGUGUUGGGACCGCAUGUGCAAAAGAAUCGCUUCGUUUGCUCGUAAAGAACUUUUCUGAUGAGUCGAGUGAUGUGCGUCUCCAGCUUCUAAAUCUUGCGGUCAAGCUUGGUCUGCGUGAACUAGAGAAUCGGACGAUUCAACUUUUACUCCAGUAUGUGAUCGAGUUAUGCAAGUUUGACAUUGACUACGAUGUGCGUGACCGCGCUCGUUUGAUUCGUGCUGUACUUUCUGGAGAUGCGACCAUUGUGGAUCCGCGUAAGUUAUUCGCGAGCAAGAAGCCAGCACCGGCGAUCGGAUGCGAUGAUGAAAGCAAUUCUCGCUUCACGCUCGGCACGCUGUCAGGCGUUGUGCGCCACAGUGUUCCAGGAUAUCUCCCUUUGCCGAAAUGGCGUUCUUCCAAGCCGGAUCCAUCACUCCGUGACGAAUCCUCCAUGUUUGACACCAACCGUGGCGGUUGCUCGCAUCUUAGCUCUAAGGCUAUGAAGAAGGAAGAAAGAAGAAGCAGUAAACAAGGGUUUUACACAGACGAGAGUGUGUCUAGUUCCGAGUCAGACUCUGCGUCGUCGCACGACUCUGACCUUGAGAGUAGCUCAGACGAUGACUCUGAAAACAGUAGUAGCGAAGGUAGUCCCUCUGGUUCCGAGUCAGCUUCGUCUAGCUCAGGGUCUGAAAGUGAGUCGGAAGACAUGUCUUCGGACAAGGAAGAUCAUCCGCGCCGACGGCAAAAUGAUGGGAAAACAAAGCCGCUGCAUAAUCGACCGCAAUCAAACAAGACAAGGUCGGCGAAUGCUUUUACUCCGCUUGAUCUGUUGGGAUCGCCAUCGAGUGGAUUCGCGACAAAUUCCUUGGCGCAACCAGAUGGACACGUGGCUCUCUCGGCAGGCUCGACUUCCAAUUUUCUGGGCGAUUUAAUGAACUUGAGCGUCUCCUCGUCGAUGACUCCGCCUCGACGUAACGAACUACUCUCCUCGCUCGUUAGUAAUGGAUUGGAUGUUCACUACGCCUUCUUGCGCCAAGCCUCGACGCACUCUCCCCAUAUGAAUGUCAUCCAGAUGUGGCUGGCAAAUAACUCUAGUGAGCCCAUUUCUAGCAUUCAAGUUGUUGGCAAGAAUCCUCAGCAAGUUGUUCCAUGUCCAGCUGUGCCGGUAUUGUUCCCUGGUGGAUCUAAUUCAAUGGUCCAGUUGCAUGUGGACUUCAUGGGCUGCCUUGAUUCAGUCGCUCUUGAAAUUGUCACGAGUGCCCAAAGAUACGAAGUUGACCUCGCGCCAAUCAUUGGAGAGCUGUUCAUUCCCCAACAAAUGAGCUUGAACGAUUUCGAACGUCGCAUCUCCAUGGCAGAUACGACGUCCUUCCACACCAGUGAAUUUGCCUUGCCGAUUCCUGUUCAAAUGAGCACGGUCGUGCAGGCUGUCUUGAGGGAUUGCAGUGUGGCGCAGAUCUACGAGAUUGACCACGUGGAUGGUGUGGCAGGCAAGUGCAAAUUCGCCGGACGUUUUCGCAGUGGCGCAACCAGUGCUGAACAUGUUCUGAUCGGCUUGGAGGUUCAACUACAAAGUGGCAAGGGGCGACUUCUUGUAGUCAUGCGGGACGCCGUGCUCUCCCAGCGACUCGGCACAUAUAUCCGGCAAGCUUUGUCGCCGCAAGGCGCAUAA
Molecule: messenger RNA, 3321 nt
Organism: Hyaloperonospora brassicae
Lineage: Eukaryota; Oomycota; Peronosporomycetes; Peronosporales; Peronosporaceae
Source: the annotation of a GenBank genome assembly